Sorex araneus (European shrew) is the source of this 10165-nucleotide messenger RNA. RefSeq names its product bromodomain and WD repeat domain containing 1 (gene BRWD1). Gene Ontology annotation, cellular component: nucleus. The coding region runs from base 127 to 6867 and encodes 2246 amino acids. The transcript has 41 exons. The record is from RefSeq and is a predicted model, not a curated record. Gene Ontology annotation, biological process: regulation of transcription by RNA polymerase II; cytoskeleton organization; regulation of cell shape. Gene Ontology annotation, molecular function: protein binding. Lineage: Eukaryota; Metazoa; Chordata; Mammalia; Eulipotyphla; Soricidae.
GCCGAGGAGCGCGCACGGCAUGGCGGCGGCGGCGGCGCGCCGCGGGUAGAGGGACGCCGGCCCCGCUCAGGCCUCGGCGCGGCCUCCACGCCCGGCUCGCCCGCGCCCCCCGGCCCGCGCCCGGCCAUGGCGGAGCCCGCGCCCGCCCGGCGCCCGGUGCCCCUCGUCGAGUCGGAGCUCUACUUCCUCAUCGCCCGCUACCUGUCGGCCGGCCCGUGCCGCAGGGCCGCGCAGGUGCUGGUGCAGGAGCUGGAGCAGUACCAGCUGCUGCCCAAGAGGCUGGACUGGGAGGGCCACGAGCACAGCAGGAGCUACGAGGAAUUGGUCUUAUCCAAUAAGCAUGUGGCUCCUGAUCAUCUUUUGCAAAUCUGCCAGCGCAUCGGCCCCAUGUUGGAUAAAGAAAUUCCACCCAGUAUUUCAAGAGUCACUUCUUUACUUGGUGCAGGAAGGCAGUCUUUGCUACGUACAGCAAAAGACUGCAGGCACACAGUGUGGAAGGGCUCUGCCUUUGCUGCUCUUCACAGAGGAAGACCCCCCGAAAUGCCGGUGAAUUACGGUUCCCCACCCAGUCUUGUGGAGAUCCAUCGAGGGAAACAACUCACAGGGUGUUCCACUUUUAGCACAGCGUUUCCAGGAACUAUGUAUCAGCACAUAAAAAUGCACAGAAGGAUUCUCGGUCACCUGUCUGCUGUUUACUGUGUAGCGUUUGAUAGGACAGGACAUAGAAUCUUUACAGGUUCAGAUGACUGUUUGGUGAAGAUUUGGUCAACGCACAAUGGCCGCCUAUUAUCCACGUUAAGAGGCCAUUCUGCUGAAAUUUCAGACAUGGCGGUCAACUAUGAGAACACGAUGAUUGCGGCAGGGAGCUGCGAUAAAAUCAUUCGAGUGUGGUGCUUAAGGACGUGUGCCCCAGUGGCUGUGCUCCAGGGCCACACAGGCUCCAUCACGUCCUUGCAGUUCAGCCCGAUGGCCAAAGGGCCCCAAAGAUACAUGGUCUCCACGGGUGCCGACGGGACCGUGUGCUUCUGGCAGUGGGAUCUGGAGUCCCUCAAGUUCAGCCCACGUCCCCUGAAGUUCACUGAAAAGCCCAGACCAGGUGUUCAGAUGCUUUGCUCUUCUUUCAGUGUUGGUGGUAUGUUUUUAGCUACAGGGAGUACUGAUCAUGUAAUCAGGAUGUAUUUUUUGGGUUUUGAAGCACCCGAAAAAGUUGCAGAACUUGAAAGCCACACUGAUAAGGUUGAUAGUAUCCAGUUUUGUAACAAUGGAGAUCGGUUCUUAAGUGGUAGCCGAGAUGGAACGGCACGGAUUUGGAGAUUUGAGCAGUUAGAAUGGAGAAGCAUUUUGUUGGACAUGGCUACCAAAAUCUCAGGGGAUUUAUCUUCCGAAGAGGAGAAGUUUAUGAAACCCAAGGUAACCAUGAUAGCUUGGAACCAGAACGAUAGCAUUGUGGUCACUGCCGUGAACGACCAUGUCCUCAAAGUGUGGAACUCUUAUACUGGACAGCUGCUUCAUAACUUACUGGGACAUGCUGAUGAAGUAUUUGUUUUGGAGACCCAUCCCUUUGAUUCCAGAAUUAUGUUAUCUGCAGGACAUGAUGGCAGCAUAUUUAUUUGGGAUAUUACAAAAGGCACCAAGAUGAAACAUUAUUUUAACAUGAUUGAAGGACAAGGACAUGGAGCUGUAUUUGACUGUAAGUUCUCCCAGGAUGGACAACACUUUGCCUGUACGGAUUCUCAUGGGCAUCUUCUGAUAUUUGGUUUUGGAUGCAGCAAGCCAUAUGAAAAGAUUCCCGAUCAGAUGUUCUUCCAUACUGACUACCGGCCACUGAUUAGGGACUCGAAUAAUUACGUCUUAGAUGAGCAAACGCAGCAGGCGCCUCAUCUCAUGCCCCCACCGUUUUUGGUCGAUGUUGAUGGAAACCCACAUCCAACCAAGUAUCAGAGAUUAGUACCAGGCCGAGAAAAUUCUGCUGAUGAACAUUUGGUUCCACAACUUGGCUAUGUGGCAACAAGUGAUGGGGAGGUAAUCGAACAAAUCAUCAGUCUCCAGACCCAUGACAAUGGGGACCGAAGCCCGGAGUCCAGUGUCCUGGACGGAAUGAUACGACAGUUGCAGCUGCAGCAAGACCAGCGACUGGGGGCUGCUCAGGAGGCUGUGCCCAGUGGGCUUCCGGACGGCGAAGGGACUCCACGGAGAGGCUUUAGGCGACUGAGCCUGGACAUGCAGUCCCCUCCGAACAUCGGCCUGCGCCGGAGCGGGCAAGUGGAAGGUGUUCGCCAGAUGCACCAGAACGCGCCCCGGAGCCAGAUUGCCACAGAGCGGGACCUGCAGGCUUGGAAGCGAAGAGUGGUUGUCCCAGAGGUACCACUAGGCAUAUUUAGGAAGCUGGAAGACUUCAGAAUCGAGAAAGGUGAGGAGGAAAGAAAUCUUUAUAUCAUUGGAAGGAAAAGGAAGACUUUCCAGCUUGCACAAAAGUCUGUUCCAGUGGUUCUGAUGUCACAGUCUCGGCAGAGGACGUGUCGACGUAAAUAUCCAAAUUAUGGGAGAAGAAAUCUUGGACGACUUGAGUUAUCUUCUGAAAAUGAAUCUUCAAGCUCUGUAAGACAUGAGACAUCUUGUGAUCAGAGUGAAGGUUCUUGUUCUUCCGAAGAAGAAGAGUGGAAAAGUGAUAGAAGAAGUCCAAGUGACAGCGAAAGUUCCAGUGAUUCUUCAUCCCGAUACUCCGAUUGGACAGCUGACGCGGGCAUCAAUUUGCAGCCUCCCUUACGGACUUCCUCACGUCGACGAGUGACUCGAUUCUGUAGCAGUUCAGAAGAUGAAAUGUCUACAGAGAAUUUAUCUCCUCCAAAAAGAAGACGAAAGAGGAAGAAAGGAAACAAGCCCAAAAAAGAGAAUUUGAGGAGAAUGUCUCCUGCAGAAUUUUCAAAUAUGGAUCAUUUAUAUGAGUUUCAUCCUCCAAUUUGGAUAACAGAUACCACACUUCGAAAGUCUCCUUUUGUUCCUCAAAUGGGGGAUGAGGUAAUAUAUUUUCGACAGGGUCAUGAAGCUUACAUUGAUGCAGUUAGAAAAAAUAAGACUUACGAAUUGAACCCUAAUAAGGAACCUUGGAGAAAAAUGGAUCUUAGGGAUCAAGAGUUGGUGAAAAUAGUUGGAAUUCGAUACGAGGUUGGGCCCCCUACACUCUGCUGCCUGAAACUGGCCUUCAUAGACCCAGCAACUGGGAAACUCGGGGACAAGUCCUUCUCUAUCAGGUACCACGACAUGCCAGAUGUCAUUGACUUUCUUGUGUUGCGACAAUUUUAUGAUGAAGCAAGACAGAGAAACUGGAAGCCUAACGACCGCUUCCGCUCCAUCAUCGAUGACGCGUGGUGGUUUGGGACAGUGCUGCGGCAGGAGCCCUUCCAGUCGCAGUAUCCCGACAGUCACUUCCAGUGUUACGUGGUGAGUUGGGACAAUACUGAAACAGAAAAACUUAGCCCAUGGGACAUGGAACCAAUUCCUGAUAAUGUUGAGCCUCCUGAGGAAAUAGGAGCUAGCAUCUCUGUCACUUCGGACGAGCUAGAGAGGCUGCUCUACAAGCCGCAGGAUGGCGAGUGGGGCCUGAGGUCUCGGGACGAAGAGUGUGAGCGCAUCAUUGGGGGCAUCGACCAGCUCUUGAACAUGGAUAUAGCAGCAGCAUUUGCAGGCCCAGUCGAUCUCUGUACAUACCCGAAGUACUGUACUGUAGUCGCCUACCCGACUGACCUCUACACCAUUCGAAUGAGACUUGUGAACCGCUUUUACAGGAGAUUAUCUGCAUUAGUCUGGGAAGUCAGAUAUAUCGAACAUAAUGCCAGGACAUUCAAUGAACCUGGGAGUGUUAUUGCGAGGUCAGCUAAGAAGAUAACUGACCAACUUUUGAAAUUUAUCAAGAAUCAAGAUUGUACAAACAUCUCAGAACUUUCUAACACCUCUGAAAAUGAUGAGCAAAAUGCUGAGGACUUGGAUGAUAGUGAUCUCCCGAAGACAUCUUCUGGAAGAAGGAGAGUCCGUGAUUGGAAUAGAAGGAACAUCAAAGCAUCCAACUAUAUUGAAAAUAACUGGAAGAGACAGUGUAAGGAACUUGUGAACUUAAUAUUUCAGUGCGAAGAUUCUGAACCAUUUAGACAACCCGUUGAUUUGGUUGAAUAUCCAGACUAUCGCGAUAUCAUAGAUACUCCAAUGGAUUUUGGAACAGUACGGGAAACUUUAGAAGCAGGAAAUUAUGACAGCCCCUUGGAGUUUUGCAAAGAUAUUCGGUUGAUAUUUACCAACGCAAAAGCAUAUACACCAAACAAAAGAUCAAAGAUUUAUAGUAUGACCUUGAGAUUGUCUGCGUUAUUUGAAGAAAAAAUGAAGAAAAUCUAUUAUGAUUUUAAAAUUGGUCAAAAAUUCAAUGAAAAACUUCGAAGAAGCCAGAGGUUCAAGAGAAGACAAAAUUGUAACCGUGUCUAUAAAGCUAACCAAAGUAUCAGAAAUAACAAGCAGAAGCGGCCGAAAUCUCAGACAAAAGGAAUUCCUGAGCUGGUAGGUUCUCCCACGGCGUCCACCUCAAGCCGGGCAGCUUACUCUGCCCACCACGGGACAGAUGCCUCUUCGGGCGUCGCUUCUGACUCGUCAGACUCUGGUGGCUCCUCCGAGAGAGUGAAAAGAAGUCGACCCGUCCCGCUGACAAAUGGGUCUCUGUUGUCAGCGUCCGAGAGUUCGGAGGAGAGCCCCGGGGGUGCUCGGGCCAGCGAGUCCUCGAGGAGCGGCCGCCUCCGGAUGACCAGAACCCGAGCCGCCCAGAGGAACUCGGGGAGGAGACCCGGGGGUCAAGUUUGUUUAGAAAACGGCUGUGGCCGAAAAGCCACUCGGAAGCGAGUCUACUUGAGCGACUCCGACACCAACCCCCUGGAGCUCGGCGAGCGUCUGAAAGGCAGGGCUGGGGGCAGCCGCAAGGUGCUGCGCAGGUGCGCGGCCGUGGCCGCCAACAAGAUCAAGCUCAUGAGCGACGUGGAGGAGAACUCCAGCUCCGAGAGCCCGUGCUCCGGCCGCAGGGUGCCGCCCCGCAACGCCUCUGCCGUUGCCCGCAAGAAGCUCCUGCACAACUCUGAGGAUGAGCAGAGCCUCAAGUCAGAAGGGGACGAGGAGGACCGCCCAGGUGAGAAGCCCCCGUCGCCCGCGCCGCACACCGCCAAUGGCCUGGACAGCGCGGACUCCGAGUCGGACGGCGACGUGCGGGCGGCCCGGAAACCCUGGCACGCCAACGGGUCUCGACCCCACCCGCCCGCCGCCUCGAAGGCAAAGUUCCUGAAGAUAGAGUCUUCCGAGGAGGACGACGACAGGAGUCACGAUUCGGAUGGUGGGCCUGACAGAACUGCGGGCCCGUCGACGUCCGGGCAGACGCUGAAGUCGGAGAGUGUAUCAGAGGAGGAGGAAGCCGAGUCCGACCCCGGGAAGGCUGCGGAGCGGAAGCACAGUGCGAGCCGGAAGAACGCGGCUUUUCUUAAGAAAGCCAAGAUUUUCAGCGACUCCGAGGACUCAGAAUCUGAAAAACAAGAUGCGGGAGAUGGCGGGCGGCUGGGCCAGGACCGGAGCCCAGCCUCGGGACCCCCGGCGACCGAGCCCGCUGCGGGAGCCCCGCGCUGCGCCCAGCCUUCUGAGGCUGACUCGGAGUCCGACGGCAGCAAAGCCAGAGGCAGGGCCAGCACCUCUAUGAAAGAUUCUCCUCUGCAAGAGCUCAGCCAGCGGCGCAAAGUUUCCAGGAAGAGGGUCUGUUCCAGUGACUCCGACGGUAACUCCAAGGAGGUGAAAAGGUCACCCAGAGCCAGGAGUGGCCUCCUAAGGAGUCCCCGGAGGUGUGCGGCUAAUGCUGCCAGUAAGAUCAGGCUUCGGAGCACUGUGCAGGUGAGCGCAGACAGUGUCUGUACGAGGAGCAAGACCGGAAGGAGGAGGCCGCUCCAGUUAGCCUCUGCCACAGCCGAGAAGGGAGCGAGUGACUCCGAGGGAGAGGGCUGCUGUGACGUGCCAAACGAGAAGCGUGUGGGCAGGGGGGGGCCGCCCGGCGCAGAAGGCGGCGCCCGUAGCCCUCCUCCGGUCAUGAAUGCAGACUCAGACUCUGAGGGGGCCUGCAGUUCCCUGCCCAGGAGCACGCGUGCCAGUGGCCACAAGGCUAAUGUUGCACCUUCUAAAACUAAGAAUUCCGUAGUCGGGUCUUCCGAGGAAGAUUCCAGAAGCCAUAUGCCAGAGGGUGAGGCGGGCGCGGCGGCGGCGGCCUUGGCUGAGAAAGCGCUGGCUGAGAACAGCUUUGAAGAGGAGCUGAAUUACGGGCUGCGCCGGUGGAACGGCAGAAGACUCAGGACCUACGGGAAGGCGCCCUUCGGCAAGGCCGAGGGGAGGCCGGGGUCCCCGCAGCCCGCUGGCGCGGAGCUGAGGAGGAAGAGAGUGCAUCCGGACCCGGGAAGCGCCCAACCCCCCGAAGCAUCGGAGGGUCCCCAGGGCGGGUCCGCGCCCCCGCCCCCGUCCGAGUCAGAGCUGGGAUCUGGGACCGAGUCAGAGGCUGACUGCGCCGUGGACACGAAAACCAAAAAGAGGAAAACGAAAGGCAAAGCUAAAGCCGUCCAGAAGGGCAGAUCUCCUCCGGCGGCCGUGUCUCGGACUGGGCGGCCGCAGAGGCAGAGCAAACGGCCGAGGUUCAGCAUGGACGACAACGACUGGGAGGACCUGGACUCGGCCAAGUCUCAAAGAGUCCUGCGACGUUCCAAAAUAAAGACGAGAAAUCAGGGUAGGAGGACUGUGAGGUACCAUGAUGGCGAUGACGAGAGGAGCUUGGAGAACGUGGCCGAGCUUGACGAUUGCACCUUAUGACCUGCGGGGACCGGUUCACGGAGAGGGAUGGACUGGGGCCCACGGGAGAGCUGGCUGUUGGAAUUAUUUUUGUCCUACAAUUCAGGGAAUAUAUUUAUAUUUUUCUAUGAAAAGUUAUGAAUGUGACUAAAUCAUGACUGUUAUUUUUAUUUGCACUUGCUUGCCUUUGUAGCAGCAUUCAGCACAGGUGCCAAAAUAUGCUUCAUUGUGGGGGCAGCCGCCAUCUGACAGUAUUCGGUGACAUCUCGCGCUGGUCGGAACCAUGGUCAGCACCAGGCGCUUGGGCGGCGGGGCCGGGUGGCCUUUCCUUGGUGAUAGCAAGUGUCAUGGCAGUUAUUCUGGGAAUUUGUCAAGAGGUGGUAGUUCCCUAACCCCUGUCCUCUGCUAGUGUAACAAUUCCAUGUGACACAUGUUUACAGAUUCUUCAUGACUAUUAUGUGUAUACUGACGUUACAAUCAUGGGAGGUGUAACCAUGAUCAGUAGGCGAGGUACCUAGCACUCCCCCACCCCCCACCCCACCCCCGUUACCGAUUAGAAAGCAUUAUACCAGAUUUGGUCUCAUUUUCAUUGAAAUGGUUUCAGUUUUCUUUCCAAAUGCUGUUUGUUCUUUCUCUCUCCUCUCUUUCUCUGUCUCUUUCUCUCUAAGGAAAAUAUCAUCACUUUUAUUUUAUAAACUUGAAUUUAUAAAGUGCUGGUAAAUUAUUUUUUAAGAAUGUGUUUUGAUUGUAUAUUUUAAACCUUUAAGGCCAGACCAUAGCCUAGCAUUUUCUUUGAAUUGUGCACUAACAAAAUGCUAUUGUCUUUCCAAGAUCUUCUGGUUUCCAUGGAAGGGGGUUAACCAAAAUCUUGGUCUUCCAUAGUCUUACUCUGUGAAAUAGAGGAGUUUGUGUGCCUUAGGUAUAGGAAAAGUGUGUUCUUGAAUAGCGUGUACAGGGCUGGAGAGUAUUUAGGUUCCAUGUCGGUUCCCCCGUUUCUAUUGGAGGUUGUGGAGUGAGUCCGGAGUGCAAUCCCAGUCUCUUGGAGGUGAGGCCAUCCUUGGCCGUCCUUCUCCACCCACGUGCUGUCGCUCUCUGUUGCCACGUGCGAUCCCAAGCGCUCCCUGUUGGCCAGGGCAAAUGAGGAUGUUUCUGUUAGUGACCUCCGACCUAAGUGGAAGGAAUGGUCAUGUUUUGUGGGGAAGUCAUUUUGGGAUCCAUUUAAAGUGAAACUUGUAUCGCAUCAUAAGAAAUCUCACUUAUUUUCGAGCCAAAUGUUUUUGUACUUGAUCCGAGCUACUCUGAGCAGUGCAGGGGACUGUCCCUAGCACCCCUGUGCCUGAAAGAUGGACUUGCUCCGAUGGUUUACACAUUUGCUCGGGAAAGGGGUCUGGUCACACUACUCCGGGCAUUGCUGUUCAUUGACCCCGACUGACUUUGGUUUCAGAGUGAUGAACCUUUUCCCUGCAUGUGCUUACGGUGGCAGCGAGGGGAGACGUCAGCUCAGCGUUCUGGACCUUGAGAAGUGUCCAGGGGACACUUCUGCCUGCUGGACACGUCUGCCCUGGGGCAAGUGUCUUGCGGGGCAUCUAGUGAGAUAGGUGCGAGGCCCGCGUCCCUGGUGGUGGUCAGAGAGCCUGGCCCUGCUCAGGACGCGCGCGUAGGCUGCAGCAGACAGAAGGGUUUAGGAGAAUUGACCUGAAAGGAUUUAAUGGGAAUGCUCUUUACUUGCCGAAUUAAAAAAUGGUGAUGGAUGUCAUAUCCAUUAAAUUAUUUAAAUUCUUCUUAAGCUUUUUUUGUUUUAUAUCUAUUCUCAGGGUUAUAACUCCAUGUUUACCAUCAUCUGCAAAAAGGUACCAAAAAAAUCCAUAAAAUGAUGGGAUACAUUCAUAAAUACUUUAUUUUGGUAAAGUGACCCUAGGACCAUUUAGGCUUCCUUAGCAGAACCAGUCUUCUGGGCUGAAGUACCUGGUCUUGUUUGAUCUGGUCAACCAAUUAGUAAUGUUUGAUUUUGUCCAAAUGGUUAUAUUUUUGUGAAUAGAAGCAGUAUUUUGGUUUUAUUUGAAAAUAUAAAGCGUAAGAGUUGGGCGGGUGACUUUGAAAGCAUGAUUGGCAAUGGUAGUAAUUUCUCAAGUUCUGAAGUAAAACUAAGGGAUGAUAGAAUCAUUUUUAUGGGGUUUUUUGGGUCAUGGUGCUAUUACUAAGGUUAUCUUUGAAUAUGUGACACACUCCUGAGUACCUGUAGGGGAAAUUAAUAAAUUAAUAGUUCCGAAUGUUUACAUUGAGCACUAGAACAUGUUUGACUUUUCUUCUACUUUUCUUCUGCGAAAUGUGCAGGGAUUAAAAUGCACAGCUGUACUUUAAUGUUGGGGAUCAGUUUUUUUUGGGGGGGGUGUGGUGAUGAAAAAUGACAGAGGGUUACACAUGGAAUGUGAACUGAUCCAAAAGUGCUCUCGCUUUUCAUUGCACUUGAAGUAACGUAAUGGUGUGUAUAAAGAACAGACUACUACUGUGAUUGUGUAUGUCCAGAGUCCUAUGGUUUGGCUCACUUAUGGCUUAAAGAGGGGGUUGAAGUAUAUGGAUUUGAUUGUUAAAGCCUUGGAAAGACUAAUUUUACCAAGCAUAUUAAGAAAAUAUUUCAAACAUUUACAAAGUAGGUGAGAUUUAUGACUUUUUUUUUUAAGAUCCUAAUUUAGAAAUAAUCUUUGACAAUGUGUAGUCACUUGUGAAUAAAAGGAAAAGUUUAUCACAUUUUCAGAUAAUUCAUAGGUGGACCUGCUUCAUUUUUUAUUUUAGGGCUAAAUCUCUGAUUGAAUUCUUCCCUCUUUCGUAUCCUUGGGAAAAGAAGGAGAAAUUAGUUACAGUGUCUAACACACAAGCUUCUAAAUAGUUGAGUUGUACCAAAAGGGGAAUUAGUUUUAUAAGACAAAGAGUGGAGGGGAAAGAACAUUGAGGAAGAGGUGCUUUGAGACCUAGGUGCUCCCCUGGACCCCUUCAGCAAGCAAAAACAAGAGUCGCUCUAAAACCACCUGAGGGUACUGCUGUCCAGAAUCUUGCUCAGAAGGCUUGGGUAGGCGUUCUUCCCGACAGAUGCCAAGUCCGUGCCGUCCUCUCCCCUCUCCGAGCGCCCUGCAUCGCCCCUGUAGAGUAACCAGAGCACAGAAUAUAUUAACAUCACUGUAUGGUAUUAAGAACUAAAUCGAAAGGAUUCUAAUCUCAGUUUUGUUAGUGCAAAUGGAAUCUGAUUGUGCCACUUGAAAAAAAAAAUUAAAGGUUGUAUUGUCAGAAUGUAAGAACACUAUUAAAGGUGCAAUACAGAAUU